This is a messenger RNA of Linum tenue, 1910 nucleotides long. Lineage: Eukaryota; Viridiplantae; Streptophyta; Magnoliopsida; Malpighiales; Linaceae. The record is from the annotation of a GenBank genome assembly.
AUGUUCGCCGUUGCCGGGGAUCGAACCCGGGUCACCCGCGUGACAGGCGGGAAUACUUACCACUAUACUACAACGACUUUUGGUUUUAGGCCCAAGUUUAAUAAUAAAGUAAUUAACUUCAAUGAACCAUUCUGCUUCCCACACAUCCUUGCCUGGCGAUUUGCGAAGUAUCUGAAUCCAGCGAAUCGAGUAGGGUUUAUCUCGUUUAGGUUUUUCGCUCUGUUCACUGCAGGAAGCCGCCCGAAAUCCGACUCUCCUCCGAUGGCGAAACCAUCCCGAGGCCGCCGCCCUUCGCCGCCCUCUGGUUCGGCGUCGUCGAGGUCCCGCUCCCGUUCUUCUGGCUCUGAUUCCAGCUCGCGCUCUCGUUCCGUCUCCCGUUCGAGAUCUCCCUCGCGGUCGAGGUCGAUCUCCUCUUCUUCUCCGUCUCGCAGUGCCAGCUCCGGCAGCCGCAGUCCCCGUCCUCCACGAAAGAGCCCUGCCGAGGUAGCUAAACGAGGUCGCAGUCCGCCUGCACAAGUGAAGAAGGCAUCUCCGCCACCAAGGAAAGCCUCUCCAGUUCGCGAGUCUCUUACUCUUCAUGUUGACUCGCUGAGUAGGAAUGUGCAUGUUGGCCAUUUGAGAGAAAUAUUCAGUGUCUAUGGUGAAGUCGCGAAUGUGGAUCUUGCAAUGGACCGGGUUUUUAAUCUUCCUAGAGGAUUUGGAUACGUGGAGUAUAAGGUCCGAGCAGAUGCCGAGAAGGCUCUGUUAUACAUGGAUGGGGGUCAAAUUGAUGGUAAAAUUGUGCGAGUUCGUUUUACAUUACCCCCACGGCAACAGAAGGUUUCACCACCUGCAAAGCCUGUAGCCAGUGCUCCAAAAAGAGAAAUACCAAAAACUGAUGGUGCCAGUGCAGAUGUUGACAAGGAUGGACCAAAACGUCCACGAGAACGUAUGCCUUGUUUGAGACUUGUAGUCUCGCCAAGAAGAAGAUCUCCUAUUGGUCGAAGAGGCGGAUCUCCUAGACGCCCACCACCGGAUUCACCUCCACCACGCAGGCGUCUUGAUUCUCCUCCUCGUCGCCGCGUGGACUCACCACCUUUUCGUCGGGGGGAGACCCCUCCAAGACGUAGGCCUGCGUCCCCAGGGGCUAAAGGUCGUUCUUCUUCUCCUCCACCAAGGCGAUAUAGGUCCCCUCCAAGGAACUCUCCAAGGAGAGUACGUGGAAGUCCCGUUCGUAGGCGUUCUCCUCUACCUCCAAGAAGGCGGUCACCACCUCCUAGACGUGCCCGAUCUCCUCCAAGAAGGUCUCCACUUCGCAGACGAAGCCGCUCACCAAUUCGUCGGCCUUUGCGCUCGCGAUCUAGAUCGCUCUCUCCUCGGAGAGACCGAGGACCAGCUGCAAGACGUGGAAGGUCAUCAUCUUACUCUGAUUCGCCUAGCCCAGUGCGCAAGGUGCCUCGUAAGAUCUCAAGGAGCCGCAGUCCUAAAAGGCCCUUGAGGGGUAGAAGCAGCAGUAACAGCAGCAGCAGCAGUUCACCGCCUCGAAAGCCAUAGGCUCUUCAUUCUUGCUAGUUUUGUUGCCAUCUUUUCAGGGUUUCGUUCCAUCGAUGGUAAUGAGUUUGGUGCAAUGAUGAAUAUCGACUCUCCUUAGCUCUUGUUACUAAUUGGGGACUCGUUAGCUGUGUUACUCUGAUCUGCAUUUUGUAAUCAUAUUUUAUGUUACUCUAAUUGCUAGUUUCUGUUGCUUAUUGGAAUUUGUUAGUUUGUAUUAGUUUGUAUACUGUCAUCGUUUUGCUGCUUAUAAGACGGAGCUCCUGAAUUCAUGCUUAUUGCGUUAGUAAUUGCUGCUGGCGUUAUACAUCGCUGAGGCAAGUUUGUAGCUGUCGUUAAACAAGAGAGUGAUAUACUAAUAAAUGUGACAUGCCAAACUA